Messenger RNA from Prorocentrum cordatum, 1005 nucleotides. Lineage: Eukaryota; Dinophyceae; Prorocentrales; Prorocentraceae. The record is from the annotation of a GenBank genome assembly.
GAGCCCGAUGCCAAGAAGCGCGGCCCUGGACGCCCCCGCGGCAACAGGCGCACCGCUCUACUGACCCAUCUAGACGACUACCGCGCCUCGAACCAAGACGAGAAGUACUUCUCGGCACAGAACUUUGUCAGGCAGUUGACCAAGGCAUUCAGUGAUUUCUCAGACACGAUCGUCACUGAGAGCGUCUACAAGUCUGAGACAGAGGCUGCCGCGGAGCUCGGCAAUGACGCGCCCGAGCUGUACAUUGACAGUGAUGAAGUCCAGGCGUUGCGAAAGCAGGGCCAGGAGGCAUUGAAUAUGGCUAAGGCUUGGAUGAAGCCAGGGAGUUUUGACAAGGCGUUUGCUUCCGCGUAUAAGCAGAGCUUCAUGUUUUUGGCCACUCCGCCAGUGGCCAGCGCCCCCUUCCCUCACUGGAUGCUUCAGGAGUUCAUUGCGAAACAGGCUGCGCCACUGGACGAGCACAUGUGGACGCAGCUAGAGCCCAGGAAGCUUACUGAGGCUGGCUUCCCGACACCAGAAGGUCAGCGCGCCAUGACAGUGGACAUGCUCAAGAUGAAAAUCAGCAUGGCCGCCCAGGGCGACCCCAAGUUCCUCCAGCAGGACCUGCUCCGCAUCGCGUCCUCAGUGCCGACGUGGGCAUUGUCCGAGCUCAAGGGCGACAUGUCUGCUUUGAAAACGGUCAUGGGCAUGCUCGACGAGCGGCCGCAAGCCAAGAAGCUCCUUCGUGACGUCGAGGUAGCCAUCGCUGGAUACUCAGCUGGUACAGACCUGCAGAAACGUACGGUGGACGCUGUCAGCAUGGCCGUUGACUACGCCAGGAAGGACGCAACCACCCUGGAUGCGAGGUCCCGUGUCGCCAGCGCGCUGAGCCACCUCGACCGCAUCACGAAGCUCCUUUCAGAGGCAACGCCGUUUUCUACGAGGUACCUGUGCAAGGACAUCGUCGACGAUCCAUUGUAUCAAUACGUGGCGAUCUCCGCGGACCUGAUUCUGUGCAUGGGCCAG